AGCUCUCAAGGACUGAAUUUCAACAGCACAGGCAUUUUGCUCUAUGGGGAAAAAACAAAGUACAGUAGCACAUAGCCUCCACUUGCGAAUACUGUUUGUUCCAAACUGACAGUAAACUGGCAUUUGUUUCUGUGGUUUUACUGCACUUUGCAAAUAACCAUUGCUCUUUCUUCUGUCCUAUUAGAUAAGGCUGAAUGGGUGCUAUCAGCAUUUCCCUUUGCAGUAUAGGAGAGUUCAUCACUGCCAUAGUUAUGCUUAUUGUACUGAAGCUGAUAACGAAAACAAGAUUCCCUAGACCUUCUAUGAUUACAAGACUGAGGAUUUUAGACUCAGCCAAC
Staurois parvus is the source of this 338-nucleotide messenger RNA. The record is from the annotation of a GenBank genome assembly. Lineage: Eukaryota; Metazoa; Chordata; Amphibia; Anura; Ranidae.